Molecule: messenger RNA, 1812 nt
Organism: Pomacea canaliculata
Lineage: Eukaryota; Metazoa; Mollusca; Gastropoda; Architaenioglossa; Ampullariidae
Exons: 5
Coding region: 248-934 (228 amino acids)
Source: RefSeq, a predicted model, not a curated record
CCACUUAAACAUGUCAAGUACACAAUCAGGUCAUUAUAUUUGUGGUCAUCGCUGUAAGUGGUUUUCCGGACGAUUUCUCACUCAUGCAUCAUCUAAAUACGCAUCCCAAGGAUAUCCUAGAAUAUAUCCUACGUCACCUAAAUGGUUGGUAUGCUGGUCCUCAAAUUUGACUGACAUUCAAGUAUCUGUCAUUGCACACAGACUUCUGUAGUUAAGGAGGUUGUACUCGAGACAUCAGUUGGCAGUCAUGCUCCCAAGAAUUCAAGUAGCUUGCCUCAUGACAGUGAUAUUUUUCUUGACAUCCGAAGGUGUUAUCAUUGAUAACUGCGACAACGAGAUACGGAUUGUAUCGGAAAACACACCUAUCGUCCUUUCCUGUGGAGAAAUCGCCGAAGGAGAUGCCAAUACUUGGUGUGACUUUGAGAUGAUAGAUAUUGCAAUCUGCUAUUCAGCGGGUAGAUGCUCGAAUUUUACGAACCUCGAUUAUCAGUUUAGUCGGAGCUCAACUUGGAGCCAGUUAGUCAUCCCUCGCGGCUUAAACCACCGUCAACCUCCCCAGAACUUCACUUGCAUGGAUAGUCGAUCUAAAUAUACCUGUCAACUUGUUGUCGAAAACAUUCCAAUUCCGACAUACCCAGAGACGAUCGACCCGAAAGACACAUCACAGGGACAGUUAGAACCAUUUAAGGUGGCUCUGAUUGUUGUGGCAAGUGUGAUUGCUGCAGGCCUCCUAGUCACUGUGAUAAUCGUAUUUAUUAAAAGGAAAGGUAAUAUCUAUCACCAAACGACACAAAUGAAUGACGAACACCCCUACACGAUAAUAUUCACCGGUCAACAUGUCAAUCCCUUCGCUCGCUCAGUCCAGGAGAAUGAACUUCAACCUGUCUACAUGAACAUCCCUCCACAUGCCAUUCCACGUUCUUUAUUCAUGUAAGCUCACCUCCGUAUUGUUAGAACUACAUCCUCAGAGCUACCUCAGAAAAAUCAGCAACUUACAUGUCAUGUUUGUAUGUAUUUACUUGUUCUUAGUCAAUUUCAGUAAUGUAUAUCAAUAAAUAUUAUGUUUAUACAAUGUACGCCUCAGCAAGCUGUGAUAUUCUGGUGCAGAAAGAUGAACUUAAAAAAAGAGAAUUCCAAUUUUAAAAAAAAAUUCAUCUUAUAAGAUAACGCUACCACUUUAUCUCCAAUGUAAAUAUCAUGUGUUAAUGUAUUUGUCACUAGUGAGAAAUUAUAUUAAUAAACAUUUUAUAUGUAUUCAUAGAAGGAAGUGAACAAUCUGCACAUUUGUUCUUCAUAAAUAUUUUAUAAUUUUCUAUCUUUUCAUGUUUUAGAUGUUAUUUCUAUCGUAAAUAUAUAUUAUUUUUUAUGAUGAAUUAUAUUAUGGUACUGUGAUUGUAAGUAACAAAACACAGUUUGUAAAUAACUUUGUAAAAGAAACUUUGUCGUUCAAAUUGUGAGAACUUAAGUGUGUUUUUUUUAUUUCUAAGAAAUAUGAAAUUUGAUUUCAUCUUGGGAUGUAUUUAUAUUUAAUCUUAUUUAUUCAGGCAGUUUUCAUCAGAUAAUUUACCUAUUUUGUGUAAUGUUAAAGGACACAUUUUCACAUUGAAGUUAAAAUUAGACAACUAAUUUAUUGUUUGCUUAUUUAUCAAGCAAGAUUUCGUUCAAGGUCUAAAAUUUUUUGUAUACAUUUUUGUCUACACGAGUUUUCGGCGUUGCAAGUAAAGGUUAUUUGAAUUAUUUGAAUAAAUAUUACUAUUGUUGUUGUUAAUAUAUGUAAAUAAUUCUUUUUCUUUAAACAUUUUAUAAUCGUCA